Messenger RNA from Zea mays, 992 nucleotides. Its product is annotated as homeobox protein cut-like 1. NCBI's taxonomy places the organism in Eukaryota, Viridiplantae, Streptophyta, Magnoliopsida, Poales, Poaceae. The transcript has a single exon. The coding region runs from base 116 to 895 and encodes 259 amino acids. The record is from RefSeq and is a predicted model, not a curated record.
UCAACCCAAACACCGUGCAAGCAUGUGGAGGGUGUAGAACGAGAUAGUAAGAAGGAAGACACCAUUUUCCACAGAGAGACAAAGCACGGGGACGACAGUUACAGACGGAUCCACGAUGUCAGGGGAGAGGGAAAUUGGAGAGUUGGAAGCAGUGGGACCGCUGUACCUCGGGUGCCAUCGCGGAAGGCCUUGGAGACAUGCUUGGGUGUCCAGCACAGGCCCUCAUGGCGGUCGUCCUCGUCAAGCCCCAACACCAGCCGCCCGAUGGCCAGUGGCGUCCUGUCGCAGCUGUACCACCAGGGCGUGGAGGUCGACGCGCUGGUGCGGGUCGAGGUGCGUGCGUUGCGUCACAGUAAAACCUUUGUUCGUCGACGGACACGGUGUCUCUGAUCCUUUUUUUCCCACACCGUACGCUGCAGACGGACAGGAUGCGCGCGGCGCUCCAGGAGGCUCGGCGGCGGCACGCGCGGGGUGUGGUCGCGGCCGUGGGCCGCGCGGCGGAGGCUCGGCUCCGCGCCGCGGAGGCAGAGCUGGAGCGCGCCUGCCGCCGCGGCGCGGAUCUGGAGGAGCGGCUCCGGCAGCUGGCCGGGGAGGGCCAGGCGUGGCUGGGCGUCGCCAGGAGCCACGAGGUCGUCGCCGCUGGCCUCCGCGCCACGCUCGACAAGGUGCUCCAGCAGCCCGCCGUCGCCGCCGCCGGCGGAGGAGAAUGCGGCGUGGCGGAGGACGCGCAGUCCUGCUGCUUCGUGGCAUCCCCGUCGGGGCUCGUCGCCGGCGACGCGGUGUCGACGGGUUCGUCGCCGUCGUGCAAGGCCUGCGGCAUCGUUUUGCUCAUCAUCAUCGCAUGCGGAAGCGACGGCCGCGAGGUGGGCCUGCUCGAGCGCUCCCAUGGCGGUAGAUGCACCCAUCUCAGAAACGAGAUUAGAUCUCGAUUGAUCCCUUGGCGACUUCGCGAGCCAGUCAGCAGCUUGGGGAGGAGAGAGAGAGUGCGUACA